CUGAGCCGGGACACCUCCACCCGAGACACGCGCGCGCGGGCAGAGAGGACCGCGAGACAGAAGAGGGGUCUGAAGCAGGAAGUGGGUGAAACCGUCACGAGGAGGCUCAGAGAGGUUCUCCAGGUUCUGCAGGGAAGGUCGGUCACCUGAUCACGCUCAGCAGUAUGUCAACAAACAAGCAGCUGUGAAUCAGCUGACUGCACAUACCAACCUGAGGUGUGAGCUUUCAUUAAAAACCAGUCAACCAGGCCGGCUCUUCCUCACCAACCAUGUCGAACGAGCGCACCCCCCUGAUCACCUCAGGCGUUUGUGGCCUUGCUGUGACCGCGGCGGCAUGCGGCGCAGAGUCGGACGCCACCCCCGAAUCCAACUCGGGGACGCCGAGCAAAGACCCUCGAAAACUGAACACUUUCUUUGGGGUGAUGGUGCCGACCAUCCUCUCCAUGUUCAGCAUCAUUCUGUUCCUGCGGAGCGGGUUCGUGGUGGGUCAUGCAGGGCUGUUACAGGGUCUCUUGAUGCUGGUCGUCGCCUACACCAUCAUAUCUCUGACUAUACUGUCCAUCUGUGCCAUCUCCACCAACGGUGCCAUACAAGGAGGUGGAGCUUACUACAUGAUCAGUCGCUCUCUGGGUCCAGAGUUCGGAGGAAGCAUCGGUUUGAUGUUCUUCCUGGCCAAAGUGUGUGCAUGUGGAGAGUAUGUUCUCGGUCUCGUGGAGGCGAUCCUUGACGUGUUUGGUUCAGAUCCUGAGUCUUCUGUGUCCGGAGGGGUCCACGUCCUCCCUCAGGGUUACUGGUACACAGUCCUGUACUCCUCAGUCAUCCUGCUGCUGUGUCUCCUCGUCUGUCUGGUCGGCGCCCACAUCUACUCCCGCACCGCCUUCGUCAUCUUGCUGGUGGUCACCGUGUCCCUGCUGUCCAUCUUCAUCAGCUCCGUGGCGGUCAAGCCUCGGGAUUUUGUCAUCACCCACCAGAGACCCGGUAACCAGACGGUCCACUUCAACGCCAGCUACACGGGCUACAACGCCACCACGCUGAGGAGCAACCUGGCCUCUGGUUACACUUUGGACUACAGCACCAACUCUGUCAUGUCUUUUGCCACCGUGUUUGCCGUCAUGUUCACCAGCUGCACGGGGAUCAUGGCCGGCGCCAACAUGUCAGGCGAGCUGAAGACUCCGAGUGUGUCCAUCCCUAAAGGCACCAUCGUAGCCGUCUUCUACACCUUCACCGUCUACGCCCUCCUCUUCAUCUUGGUCAGCGCCACCUGCGACAGGACGCUGCUGGUUCAGGAUUACGGCUUCCUCCAGAAAAUCAACAUCUGGCCUCCGUUUGUCACCAUCGGGAUCUACUGCGCCUCGCUGUCAGCUGCUAUGUGCUCUAUGAUCGGAGCGUCCCGGAUCCUCCACGCUCUCGCUCUGGAUCAACUCUUUGGUUUGCCGUUGGCGCCGGCCGCCGUCACAUCGAGCUCGGGGAAUCCGUGGGUGGCGGUUCUGUACACGUGGGGCCUGGCACAGUGCGUCGUGUUUGCAGGUCAGCUCAACUCUAUCGCCAGUUUGGUGACUGUUUUCUACCUGCUCGCCUACGCUGCGGUUGACCUCGCCUGUUUGGCUCUCGAGUGGGCGUCUGCGCCAAAUUUCAGGCCGACCUUCCAGCUCUUCUCCUGGCACACCUGCCUGCUGGGGAUUCUCAGCUGUUUGGUGAUGAUGUUCGUCAUCAACCCCGUGUACUCGUCGGGCAGCAUCGUCCUCCUCUUGCUGCUGCUGCUCUUCCUCCACUACAGAUCGCCCACCAGCAGCUGGGGCUACAUCAGCCAGGCGCUCAUCUUCCAUCAGGUGCGUAAGUAUCUGUUGAUGCUGGACGUGAGGAAAGACCACGUGAAGUUCUGGAGGCCUCAGGUGCUGCUGAUGGUGGCCAACCCUCGCUCUUCCUGUCAGCUCAUCCUGUUUGUCAACCAGCUGAAGAAGGGAGGGCUGUUCGUGUUGGGCCACGUGCAGCUGGGAGAUCUGGACACGCUGCCCUCUGACCCGGUCCAGCAGCAGUACAACUUCUGGUUGAGCCUCGUCGAUAAACUUGGGGUGAAGGCCUUCGUGGACCUGACGCUGUCUCCCUCCGUCCGACAGGGAACGCAGCAUCUGCUGCGCAUCACCGGCCUCGGUGGCAUGAAGCCCAACACUCUGGUUUUGGGUUUCUAUGACAGCUGCACCCCUGAGGACUUCUUCCUACAGGACACGGCGUUCUGCGACUCCUCGGUCGGACAAGGGACUGAGGAUGAGUAUAACUUUGGGGUGGACUUGCCUUCGUUACAGGCUCAUUUCCCUCCGGUCCGACAUGUCGAGAGCCCGCGCUGGCUGUCACCUGAGGAGUACAUAGGGAUCAUCUCUGACGCCCUUAAAAUGAGCAAGAACGUGUGCCUCGCUCGGUAUUUCUUCCAGUUAGAAGGAGAAGGUAAAGACAGCAAGGUGGACGGGUCGGAGCGGACUAUAGAUGUGUGGCCUCUCAACCUGCUGCAGCCCGGCAGCCGUGAUUACGAGGACGUGUGCAGCCUCUUCCUGCUGCAGAUGGCCUGCGUCCUCAACAUGUCCAACAAGUGGCGCCACGCAAGGAUGAGAAUCUUCCUGAACGUGGAGACCGAGUCCAACGACCAAGGCUGGGUGGUGAACGAAGAGACGUUCCGGGAGUUGCUGAAGAAGCUGAGGAUCAGGGCGUCUAUAAAGAUCGUGCCGUGGGACUCGGUGGUGCAGCAUCACGUUCAGUCGGCCGGCGAGCCGACCCAAGCUCUGUCCGAGGACUUCCUGUCCGCCGUCAACGCCAUGCUGAUGGAGCACAGCUCGCAAGCCGCUGUUCGCUUCCUGUAUUUACCCCGCCCUCCGGCUCAUCACAGCCAAUCACAGCAGUACCUGGCUCAGGUGGAAGCAGUGACCAACGGUUUAGGACCAACGCUCCUGAUUCACGGCGUCACGCCUGUCACGUACACAGACCUGUGAGCACGAGCUUUCCUGUUUUAUGAGUAGCAGCAGCGCAAGUUUAAACUGUGGUUAAACAUAAAGCCAUGAAGUGCUAAAGGUACGGUAUGUAGCAGCUUUGUUUCGUCGUUUAGCUGAAGCUUAGAGAUGCCACAGCAAAGUGCACUUUUUAAAAAAUGCCACUUGAGCUUUUUGCAAUGAAAACAGAUGUUUUCCUGUUCUCAGAUACUUGAAGCGGCCCGAGCCGAGAAAUGGGAGAAUACUAAUAAAACGUUUGCAGGUGUGAAUUAUGUCGACGUAACCUCUGGUUGGCUUCAGCAUUUAGCUUCUCACAUAAGGCAGAUAUAAAAAUGUGUCAAAGACUCAACACACAGUUUAUUUUGAGAAAUACGGGUUGUCUAACACCAGAACCCCACCGGGCACGUCUCCGUUACGUCUACGCAACUUCAAACCUCAGUCCAGACUUUAGCUUGCUCAGAUUUGGUCUUUUUUCUGUUUUUUGUGCUUCCAAAUGUGCAAAUAUGUAUUUAAUUUAAAAAACAGUCAUGUAUUCUCUGCAGAGACGAGUGGAGACCGGGGACGCUUCAAUUGCACUUAGCUCCGUACACGUAACGUGUCUCAUCCGCGCCCGGUGGAAUUUGGCCAUAAGACAUGGGAUAUAGAAACGUCUGUGUAUAUUUUCAGGGAUUACAUGUCGAGUUUGUGGUGUUUUCUCAUAACAGAUGACUUUAAUAGUUUUUUUAUUAACUGCAUUUUUGCUGCUCGCCUCUCUGGACCAGGUGACCCAAAGACGUUCAGGUUUUUGUUGCGUGUUCGUCUGCGAUCAUGUUUUCCUGUUACUGUUUAAUCUCGAGUCUUUACGAAAGAAAUGAACUGUUUUGUACUUCCGACCUCGGAAAGAAGAACAGCACAGCUGUUACUUGGAUGUUCGUCAUUCUUCAUGAUGCACUGAUGGUUACCAACGAUGAUGAAAGCAGAACAAGUCAUCACAUUUUAACAUUCAAAAUAAUUUAACUUACUUACAAAGUACAGAGUAAAACCUUCCUGCGUUUCUGUCUUUUAGUUUUACAGUGUUGCGGCGCUCGCGUGGACACAGAUGCUGAAUAAGUCAUCGGUCGCCUGGCUCGGCAUGUUCCAUCGACAGUUAAAACAGUGAAUGAGAAAGCCUUAAAGAACUGACACUUGUAUACCAACGCUCUGUAAGUGUAUAUAUUAAACUGCUGUUUGUCAUAGAAGUAAAUAUAUGCUAACUCUA
Molecule: messenger RNA, 4215 nt
Organism: Larimichthys crocea (large yellow croaker)
Lineage: Eukaryota; Metazoa; Chordata; Actinopteri; Sciaenidae
Gene: slc12a9
Product: solute carrier family 12 member 9
Exons: 15
Coding region: 270-2981 (903 amino acids)
Biological process (GO): chloride ion homeostasis; cell volume homeostasis; potassium ion homeostasis
Cellular component (GO): membrane
Molecular function (GO): potassium:chloride symporter activity
Source: RefSeq, a predicted model, not a curated record